Messenger RNA from Mercenaria mercenaria, 708 nucleotides. RefSeq names its product potassium voltage-gated channel subfamily S member 2-like. The coding region runs from base 1 to 708 and encodes 235 amino acids. Gene Ontology annotation, molecular function: voltage-gated potassium channel activity; protein binding. The transcript is spliced from 3 exons. Gene Ontology annotation, cellular component: voltage-gated potassium channel complex. NCBI's taxonomy places the organism in Eukaryota, Metazoa, Mollusca, Bivalvia, Venerida, Veneridae. The record is from RefSeq and is a predicted model, not a curated record. Gene Ontology annotation, biological process: potassium ion transmembrane transport; protein homooligomerization.
AUGGAUAUUACAGAAAAAGAAACCGUCCGACUAAAUAUCGGCGGCACAAUUUUCAAAUGCUGUAAGAAAACAUUAAAUGCGUUUCCAGGGUCAAAGUUGGAUAAACUGGAUGAACAGAAAGAUGAUUUUGAUUUGGAAGAAAAUGAAUUUUAUUUUGAUCGAAAUCCCUUGUUGUUUGCCUACAUUCUUGAUGCUUUCCGUAAAGGAGCAGUUCAUAUACCCAAUGAUAGCUGCGGAACAACUUUCAAAAAAGAGCUAGAGUUUUGGGAGAUUCCUCUACGCAAAGUCGCUCCUUGUUGUUUGGAAGCAUUAUAUCGGAGCGAAGAUGACAUUGAAAAAAUGGACUCUCUGAUGAAUAACGAGAAACAAACCCCGGGUGUGAACGUAAUAAGGCAAGAGAAGCCCAGUUUCAGAAAAAGACUUUGGCUGUUCCUUGAUGACCCCAGUUCAUCACGUAUUGCACAAGUAUGGAGUACAAUCAUGUCUUUUCUGGUACUGGCCUCAACAUUCACAGACGCUCUGUCAACAGUAUCAACAUUUCAACAGAAUUUCACAGACGCUGAGAUCAGGUCUCUCAGUAAAGUUAUGAUCCUUUUCAGUGGAGAUAAUACAACAGUACAGUUUUUAAAGACCCAGAAGCCCAAUGAUAUCCUUAUAUACGAAUCGGAAAUUGACUGCGAUGUUGUCUCAGAAACAGACACAGCUUAA